This is a messenger RNA of Trypanosoma cruzi, 579 nucleotides long. Its product is annotated as mucin TcMUCII, putative. The coding region runs from base 1 to 579 and encodes 192 amino acids. The record is from RefSeq and is a predicted model, not a curated record. The transcript has a single exon. NCBI's taxonomy places the organism in Eukaryota, Euglenozoa, Kinetoplastea, Trypanosomatida, Trypanosomatidae.
AUGAUGACGAUGUGCCGUCUGCUGUGCGCCCUGAUGGUGCUCGCCCUGUGCUGCUGCCCGUCCGUGUGCGCUACAGAGGAAGAAGAUGCAACCGAAAAAGAAACCGUUUCAAAGGAUGACGAGAAGGAGGACCCAGGCCAUGUGACGGAUCCGCUUCUUACAACUUCUCCUUCGCCACAAAGAAGCCAGGAGAAAAAAGGGAAGGAGAUACAGAAACCAAAUACACCGACUCAUACGUCACAGGAAACGGCUACAGUAACCGGAACGGCACAGUCAAAAAGUAAUUCCAAUAAGGUACAGGAACAAGAAGAUGGGCAAUCCACUAAUGAAAAGACUGAAAAUACGAACACUAACACGUCAAAUGAACAACAUAAGGAAUCAAAUGCACCAACUACGACGACCACGACCACCACUACGACUGAGGCACCAACUACUACGACUACGGAGGCGCCAACCACGACGACCACCCGCGCACCGUCACGUCUUCGCGAAAUCGACGGCAGCCUCAGCAGCUCUGCGUGGGUGUGUGCCCCGCUGCUGCUCGCCGCAUCCGCGCUGGCGUACACCGCUGUGGGCUGA